This is a messenger RNA of Effrenium voratum, 1317 nucleotides long. Lineage: Eukaryota; Dinophyceae; Suessiales; Symbiodiniaceae. The record is from the annotation of a GenBank genome assembly.
CCCUUGGCCGCUUUUUCAGAGGCGGAGGGCGAGCGAAUGGAGCAGCUGGAGGCGGAGCUGCGGCGCUUGCGACGGGAGAACGGCACGCUGAAGAGCAGCUUGUUCAGCUCCCAGGAGGAGGCUCAAUCGAAGUCCAGCGAAGCGGCAGAGCUACUGCGGGAGAACAGCCACCUGAAGUCGGAGCUGGACACCAUCCAAUUCACCCACCGCGAUGAGCUGCAGGUGGAGCGGAAGCAGAUCCAGGCCACCAGACGCGAGGAGCUCCAGGAGCGCGAGGCCCAGCAGCGCCAAGAGAUGCAGAGCCUCCAGGCGCGCCUGGCGGAGGUGGAAGGCGACUUGGCGCGGUGGCAGUCCGCGGCACAGGAGGCCAAGACCGCGGCGAGCUCGGAGAAGGAGCGCUUCGAAGAGAUCGAGAAAAGGCGGCGGCACCUGGAACAGCAAGCCGGAGACCUGCGGAAGGAGCGCCAGGACACGGACUUUGUGCUGAAGGAGAGCCAAAGCAGCUGGCGGGCGGAGCGCGAGAAGCUGGUGCAGGACAUGAAGCUCAAAGAUCGGGAGCUCGGAAACUUGAAGCAGGUCCUGGACAACGUCACGGCCGCCCACGUGCCCAAAGAAGAGCUGCAGAAGUGGAAGAGCCGCUGUGAUGAGCUGCAGCAACAAGUGGACCAGGCCAACCGCGCCCGGAGAGAGAUGCAGUCGGCUGUGGGGCAUAUGACCCAUGCGGCCUGCGCACGCGGAGGAGACUUGCACGACCUGCAGUUGCGCAACCAAUACCUCUCGCAGGAGUACGAGAAGCAGGUGGCGGAGAUCAAGAAGAUGGACCUCGAGAAGCGGGAUCUGAAGGACCAGAAGGAGAACGUGGAGAUCUCCCUCAACUAUUUUCAGAACAAGUACAAGGCCACCGCAGCAGCGUUGAGGAAACAGGAGACGGAGACCAGUGAAGCCAUGGAAGGCCUCGCACAGGCGCGCGCCAGGGUGCGAGAGCUACAGGCAGAGCUGAAGCGAGGAGGCUUGCACCAGGUGCCGGUUCAGGCCCGCGAGCCCCUGGACAAGGCGGUGAUCGUGAAUCACUCUCCGACCCGCCUCAAUCAGGCGUAUCCGGAAUCCGCGCUGGAUCCCCGGCGCCCGAGAGCGGAGGAGCCCGAGCCAGCGGCGAAUGGAGUUGAGGCGGAAAACGGGCGGCCAUCAUUGAAAGAGGAGGACGGCCGAUGAGCCAGCGUCCUUGCCCGCGUUGCGUGACACCUGUUAGCUUUGAUCCAGGAAACACAUCCUGCCCAUGUGCCCCAAUUCCCAGGCUCUCCCAGCUGAACCUGAGCG